AAUUUUCACCUAAUAAUAAGGCUUAAUACUAACCUUUUUUAUCCACUUUUUUGGGUAGCAAAAGUGCACAACAUUUUAAAACAAAAAGCUAAACACUUUCAAUGGUAAAAGUUGGCUCCACCUUUGUAUAAUGGAAACAACGAAGAUCACAAGAUAACAAAUUGAAAUAAUUAUAUGUUCGUGAUUAUGACGUUUCUGUUGAUAUAAUUUGAUCACUUUUAGUAUAUAAGAGCGGUUUCGGUCAACUUUAAGAUCACAACUUCAACUGUUGACAAACCAACAACAACAACAACAACAACAACAACAACAACAACAUUAGAAAAGAAAAAGUGUUUCUCAUUAGUUCAACUUGUAAACUCUGACUAACCGUUUCAACUAUGACAAAGAUUAUUUAUUUGGCUGCUUCUUUAUUGAUUGUUGGAGUAAUUUCCAGUGCUCAAGCCAAGGGUUGGGAUAACCACCAUGGUGGCCACAGUAACACCUAUAGAAAGCAAGAUGCUUGGGGAAAUUACAAAUUCGGUUAUGAUAUCGUAGAUGGUUGGGGAGCCAAAAACUCACGACACGAAGAAGGAGAUGCUUGGGGAAACAAGCACGGUGAAUACACCUUAAAGGAUGUCGAUGGCCGAGAACGUCGUGUUCAAUAUGUUGCCGACAAGAAGGGUUUCCGUGCGAAGAUCAAGACCAACGAACCUGGAACCGGAUCAAUUGAUGCUGCUGACGCUAUCUACAAUGGACCAGACCCCCACACUCACGGAAACACUCAUGUUCCAUCAGGAUGGAAAGGUCACAGCCACGGUUGGGAUGGACACCACGGUCACGGUCAUCACGGCCAUCACGGUCAUCAUGGACACCAUGGAUGGGGACACCACGACAGUCACGGUCACCACGGCCACGACAGCCAUGGCCACCACGGUCAUCACGGUCAUCAUGAUCACGGACACCAUGGUCAUCAUGGACAUCAUGGACAUCACUAAUUUAUCAAACCUCGCAUCAUCAUUAUAUCACAUGUUUUUAAGUAUUUGUAUAAAAAAACCAAAAAAUGUACAUUAGCUAGAUAGUUGUUUAAAAAAACUAUUUUUUAUAACAAUAUUAAAAAACGUUAGACCGCAAAAAAAAUUUUCAAUAAAUAAAUUUAAUUUAAAUGUCAAAUGUUCAAUGUUAUUUUGUUACAAGUAGAUCAACAAAGUGGGUCCAUUAACAGCCAAUCACAAUACAAACACAAUUAUCAUCGUCAAAUUAAAACGCUUCAUCAUUCCAUCCACCAUUACCAAUGUUUAUAACUCUUUAUUAAUAGUCUGUGAUCCUAAGCUUUCAUUUAGUGUUCUUGAUCCUUUAUCCUGUUCAACAAGCUAAACAAAGUGUGUUCUAUUCUCUUUUAUUCUCAAAAUGGUUGUACCGGUCAUCCAAGAGCAAGUGAAAAACAAGGAAUUACUCAUCGAAGUUGAUUCAAUUGUCAACGACAAUAAAGAUAACCUGGCCAAUGUAUCGCUAUCAUCAAACGAUUCAUUAAGUAAAAGUCGCAGGAAAUGGAGACUCAUCAGGAUCAUCAACAAACUGAACCCAGCAUUAGCCGAAAGGAGAUAUCAAUUUCCCACCUUUAAGUUCUUUUUCGCCUUGUUUUUGAUUAUUUUAACCAGUAUGGUCAUCUAUUGGUCAAUUGCUUCUCGUUCUGUGGCCAACUCUCAACCAGACUGUCCUUCAUCAA
Molecule: messenger RNA, 1705 nt
Organism: Tetranychus urticae (two-spotted spider mite)
Lineage: Eukaryota; Metazoa; Arthropoda; Arachnida; Trombidiformes; Tetranychidae
Cellular component (GO): chitin-based extracellular matrix
Molecular function (GO): structural constituent of chitin-based larval cuticle
Source: RefSeq, a predicted model, not a curated record